AUGGGAACUUACAUUUCUAGAGCUAGAGCCUCUAUUGUUAUUUUCCUAGCCUCCCUAGUCCUUCCAUUGCUUCUCCCAAACUGUUAUUCUCCUUCUGUGUUGAUUGCAAGUGCACAAAUCCCAGAAUUAUCAGAUGCUGAUUUGUUAGAAUUUCCUCUCAAUUUAGAAUACUUAGAGGCUGAAUUUUUCUUGUUUAGGGCUUUCGGGUAUGGAUUGGAUGUGGCUGCUCCAAACCUAACUGGGGGAGGACCCCCUCCCAUUGGUGCCAAAAAGGUUGAACUUGACAGCCUUGCCAAGGAUGUCAUUUUGCAGUUUGCUUUUCAGGAAGUUGGACACUUAAGGGCCAUAAAGAGCAAAGUGACAGGGUUCCCUAGGCCAUUGUUAGAUCUAAGCUCAGCAUCUUUUGCCAAACUAAUGGAUAGUGCCGUUGAGAAACCUUUGGUUCCUCCCUUUGAUCCCUAUGCUAAUUCACUUAAUUUUAUAAUUGCAUCUUAUGUGAUUCCCUAUGUUGGCCUUACUGGUUAUGUUGGUGUCAAUCCACUGCUACAAAAUGCUACUUCCAGGAAGAACUAUAAUUUGAUCUCGAAUUCACAUAAAGACAAAGUGCAUAUACAUGAACAACUUGUUGCAGGGCUUCUAGGAGUAGAGUCUGGGCAAGAUGCAGUUUUGCGAGAGUUGUUGUAUGAAUGCAAAGUGCAGUUGGUGGCACAGUACAAAGUGACUGUGGCAGAGUUCACAAAUCGCAUUUCAAUACAUAGGAGCAAGCUAGGAAACAUGGGUAUGAAAGAUGAAGGUAUUAUUGUGCCUAAAGAGUUGGGUGCUGAAAGUAGAGUUAGAGGCAACAUUCUUGCUGGUGACGAUGACUCGCUGGCAUAUUCAAGGACUCCAGAAGAAAUAUUGAGAAUAGUAUAUGGAAGUGAUCAUGAAGAUGUUUGCGGUGGCUUCUAUCCUAAUGGAGCAAGUGGUCUUAUUUAAAGCACACUACGUAAAGCUAAAGCAUUUGCUUUGUAGAUUAUAUAAUGCGUCUUUAAUCCAUUGCUAAA
Molecule: messenger RNA, 1043 nt
Organism: Glycine soja
Lineage: Eukaryota; Viridiplantae; Streptophyta; Magnoliopsida; Fabales; Fabaceae
Product: desiccation-related protein PCC13-62-like
Exons: 3
Coding region: 1-975 (324 amino acids)
Source: RefSeq, a predicted model, not a curated record